Molecule: messenger RNA, 859 nt
Organism: Rubroshorea leprosula
Lineage: Eukaryota; Viridiplantae; Streptophyta; Magnoliopsida; Malvales; Dipterocarpaceae
Source: the annotation of a GenBank genome assembly
GAAGAACAGGGAGCAAGGAGUUUAGAGAGAGAGAAAUAAAAAAAUAAGAGAGGGUAAAACAGAAAGUCAAUGGAGAAAGGUUUUAUAGGAAGCUCAAAAGUUCGAAAGGAAGGAUGUUUUACAGGAGGCUCAAACAAAACAGGGGAUAUUACUUUUAUGGCUAGCAAUCAUGAUUCUAGAAUCAAAGCUGUGCCCUUGCACGACUACAUCAACUCAAAGCUGCAGAUCCCCAACAUCAUCGCAGCUGAUUUUUCUGUCCUCUUCUUUGAGGUUGAUUUUUGUUGGAGUUAGUUGUGUUGGGUGCUCCACGGUAUUUGCAGCAGAUUAGUUGGAAAUCUCCAAACAGCAGAGGGCUUUAGAGACGCUCUUUAUGUUUUACUAUGCGUCAUCCUCCAUUCCUACUAUAAUUGCUUACAUAGAAGCUACUAACAUAGAAAUAUAAGUAAGGAUGGAAAAAGAGUUUUGGAGUUCCAGUCAUCCCACUACCAUGUGUUAUUAUGUUUUUCUUGGCCUCUCCACUUUAUUUCAAGGAGAAACCAAAGAAAAGGUUGUUCACUAGCUUUGCCCAAGUGAUUGUAGUAGCUUACAGGAAUAGAAACAUGUUGUUUCGCCUUCCAAACGCAAGUGGGUGUUACCUUCCCAGCAAGGACUCAGAGAUUGUUGUGCCAAGUGACAAGUGGGUGGGGUUAUGGCCACCAAUUUAUUUGUUAAGAUCACCAAAAUUGUAUUUCAUUUUAUUGAUAUUAUAGUUUUUUUCUUAAACAAAUAAUUAUGAUAUCACCAAUUAUGAUAUCACCAAUGAUGUAAGUAGUUCAGUAAUCAUCUCCCUCCUCUAGAACUAAGAGAUUCUAAGUUUGAG